AAAAAUCUCUUUCCGUGUCUCUCUCUAGAAACCGUUUAUUUUCUCUCUCUUUAUCGAUCCAUCUCUGUUCUAUUUGCAGUGAUUGAUCGAAGAUAUUGCUUCGUCACAUUUUCAUAAACAAAAUCACAAAAAUCAAAAUCAAGUUCGUUCACUCUCUCUCUCUCUGUGGAUCCAUUUCUGUUCUGUUGUAUAUACUGACUCAUAUAUGUAUUGAUUGAUUGAAGAUACAGCUUCGUGAUCGGAAUCAAUGGCUUCCGAGCAGUUGAUAUCUUUCUCUCUCUUGAAACCGUUUUUUUUCUCUCUCUAUAUGGAUCGAUUUGUGUUGUGUUGUGUUGUGUAUACUGACACUGCUAGCAUCGUGAUCGGAAUCAAUGGCGUCCGAGCAGUUGAUGUCCGGUGGUGGACCUCGCUACUUUCAAAUGCAGUCGGAGCCAUUGCCGUUGGAGUCGUCGACGUCGUCGUUCUUCUUCUCCUCCUUCUCGCAUCAAUGUCUGGAAUCAACUCGAGUUUUCGAUGAGUUGCCCAAGGCCACAAUCGUGUCUGUUUCUAGACCUGACCCUGCCGAUAUCAGCCCCAUGCUUCUCACCUACACCAUUGAAUUCCAGUACAAACAGUUCAAGUGGCAGUUGGUGAAGAAAGCUUCACAAGUAUUUUAUUUGCACUUCGCAUUGAAGAGGCGUGCAUUUAUUGAGGAAAUUCAUGAAAAGCAAGAACAGGUUAGAGAAUGGCUGCAAAACCUAGGAAUAGGUGAUCACACAACAGUUGUGCAAGAUGAUGAUGAACAUGAUGAUGAGACUGUUCCUUCCAAUCACGAUGAAAGCACUAGAGGCAGAGAUGUUCCAUCUAGUGCUGCUCUUCCAAUUAUUCGACCAGCUCUUGGAAGGCAGCACUCCAUAUCAGACAGAGCAAAGGUUGCAAUGCAAGGAUACUUGAAUCACUUCCUCAGCAAAAUCGAUAUUGUGAACUCUCGCAAGGUUUGCAAGUUUUUGGAGGUUUCUAAGUUAUCGUUUUCACCGGAGUGUGGCCCUAAGCUAAAAGAAGACUAUGUAAUGGUGAAGCAUUUACCAAAAAUUCCAAACAAUGAUGAUUAUAGAAGAUGUUGUGCAUGUCCUUGGUUCAGCUGUUGUAAUGACAACUGGCAAAAGGUGUGGGCUGUACUGAAACCUGGAUUCUUCUCCCUUCUAAAAGAUCCUUUCGAUACAAAGCCGUUAGAUGUAAUAGUUUUUGAUGUACUACCAGCCUCAGAUGGGAAUGGAGAGGGCCGAGUGUCAUUAGCAAAAGAAAUAAAGGAACCUAACCCUUUACGCCAUUCAUUUAAAGUGUCUUGUGGGAACUGGAACAUACAGUUGAGAACUAAAAGCAAUGCUAAAGUUAAUGACUGGGUUGCUGCAAUUAAUGAUGCUGGUAUUCGGCCUCCUGAGGGCUGGUGUCAUCCUCACCAUUUUGGUUCUUUUGCUCCUCCACGGGGUUUGACUGAAGAUGGUAGUCAAGCUCAGUGGUUUGUAGAUGGCCUAGCAGCAUUUGGAGCUAUUGCUUUGGCAAUUGAGGAAGCAAAGUCAGAGAUAUUUAUCUGUGGCUGGUGGCUGUGCCCAGAACUGUACCUCCGACGUCCUUUUCAGGCUCAUGCAUCCUCUCGGCUUGAUGCCUUACUGGAAGAAAAAGCCAAGAAAGGUGUUCAGAUUUAUGUACUUCUAUACAAAGAGGUUGCUCUUGCUUGAAAAUCAACCAGUGUCUAUUAGUAAAAAAGCUCUCGGAUUCAUGAGAAUCUCAGAGUACUACGUUAUCCCGACCAUUUCUCUAGUGGUGUCUAUCUAUGGUCCCACCAUGAAAAACGUGUCAUUGUUGAUUACCAGAUUUGUUUUAUUGGGGGACUAGAUCUUUGCUUUGGACGUUAUGACUCAUUUGAACACCAAGUGGGUGAUUACCCUCCCACGGUUUGGCCUGGGAAGGACUACUAUAAUCCAAGCGAAUCUGAACCUAAUUCUUGGGAAGAUACAAUGAAAGAUGAAUUGGAUCGUCAAAAAUAUCCACGUAUGCCAUGGCAUGACGUUCAUUGUGCCCUGUGGGGACCACCCUGUCGUGAUGUUGCCAGGCACUUUGUUCAGCGUUGGAACUAUGCUAAGAGAAAUAGAGCUCCAAAUGAGCAAGCAAUUCCACUGCUCAUGCCUCAGCACCACAUGGUUAUUCCACAUUACAUGGGUGGAAGUGAAGAGAUGGAGGUCCAAACCCAUGUUGGAAAUGAUCAUAAAGACAUCAGAAUGCAGGAUUCUUUUUCCUCUCGGUCAUCUUUCCAAGAUGUCCCUCUGCUAUUGCCUCAAGAGGCUGAUGGGCUGGAUACUCUUACUGGAGACCCAAAAUUAAAUGGCUUGGCUAGGACUUGGGAUUUCCGUGAUCAGCCAAGUAGGGGUAACAGGAGUCCUUUCUCUUUCCGUAAGCCCCAAAUUGAUCCUUCAACAUCAAAUCUGCCAAUGAAAGGCUUUGUGGAUGACCUUGGUACUUCAGAUUAUCAGCAUGAGUUGCCUUCAGAUGCCAUGAUGCUGCCUGGCAUUAGAUCUUCAGAUAAAGAAUGGUGGGAGACACAGGAACGAAGUGAUCAAGUUGUUUCCGCUGAUGAAACUGGGCAAGUUGGUCCUCGUAUUUCAUGUCAUUGUCAGAUUAUACGGAGUGUCAGCCAAUGGACCGCUGGAACAAACCAAAUUGAAGAGAGUAUUCAUAAUGCUUAUUGCUCUCUAAUUGAAAAGGCAGAACACUUCAUCUAUAUUGAGAACCAAUUCUUCAUCUCAGGUCUUUUGGGAGAUGAGGUUAUACGGAACGGCAUACUAGAAUCAUUAUAUAGGCGUAUUAUGCGAGCAUACAAUGAGAAGAAGUGCUUCAGGGCUUUUAUUAUCAUACCGCUUCUACCUGGCUUCCAGGGGGGCGUGGAUGAUGGUGGUGCAGCAGCUGUGAGAACCAUUAUGCAUUGGCAAUAUCGAACAAUUUGCAGAGGACACAAUUCAAUAUUGCAUAAUCUUUAUGAUCUUCUUGGUUCUAGGAUGCAUGAUUACAUAUCGUUCUAUGGCUUAAGAGCUUAUGGCAGACUUUUUGACGGUGGUCCCGUGGCAACCAGUCAGAUAUAUGUGCAUAGCAAAAUCAUGAUAAUUGAUGACUGUAUAUCCUUGAUAGGAUCAGCUAAUAUAAAUGACAGGAGUUUACUUGGAUCAAGAGAUUCUGAGAUUGGUGUACUUGUUGAAGACAAAGAAUUUGUUGAUUCAUGUAUGGGAGGAAAGCCUUGGAAGGCAGGAAAAUUUUCUUCAAGUCUUCGCCUUACGCUAUGGUCUGAACACCUUGGUCUUCCAGCUGGGGAGAUUAGUCAAAUAAAUGACCCGGUGGUUGAUUCAACUUACAAAGACAUAUGGAUGGCAACGGCAAAGACGAAUACCAUGAUCUACCAAGACGUCUUUUCUUGCAUCCCAAAUGAUCUAAUACAUUCCAGAGUUGCACUGAAACAAUGCACGACAUGCUGGAAGGAAAAACUCGGCCACACUACAAUUGACUUAGGAAUAGCCCCAGAGAAACUAGAAUCAUAUCAAGAUGGUAAUAUCAAAGGCACUGAUCCCUUGGAGAGAUUAGAGUCGGUAAAGGGACAUCUCGUUUCUUUUCCUUUGGAUUUUAUGUCCCGGGAAGAUUUAAGACCUGGGUUUAGCGAAAGCGAGUAUUAUGCAUCUCAAGUAUUUCAUUAGGUAUGAUAUACGAUCGAAUGAAGCCAAAGCCCUGUUGUUGUGUCUAAAUUUGCUGAAACGGAAAGAGAGUAAAAGAGAACAAUUUUUUUUUUUAUAAAUCAUCAUAGAAAUGGUAAAUAUCACGGAAGGCCAUUAAAAAAAUUAUUUUUCGCUGCAAAAGCCCUGUUGAGUGGGGAGCUUGGAGGUGUAUAGAAGGAAAACAACUGGGUAGUGGUUCGAGUGUCAGACAUUCGAGCUGAAAAUGUGGCAUCAGAGAUAAGGUUUCGGUGACAAAUUUGGAUAUUUAAGUGUCCAAUUCGCAGUUAAGUUAUUGUUUUACUUCUAUUUGUUUUUUCCUUCUUUUUAUAUGUUCAUGUAAUUUGAUUAAUCAUCAUUGUAUAAAACUCAUUAAUUCAGUAUUUUUAUUAUAUGUUAUAUUUUUGAUAUAUGCUUUA
Messenger RNA from Camellia sinensis, 4153 nucleotides. Lineage: Eukaryota; Viridiplantae; Streptophyta; Magnoliopsida; Ericales; Theaceae. The record is from RefSeq and is a predicted model, not a curated record.